UCCCUUCUUUCCUCACACACUUCCUCUCACACUACCCUCUUCUUCUUGUUCUUCUUCUUCUUCAAAUCUGAUCUGAUCAGGUUUUCAUUUUCAUCUUCUUCUUCCUUUCCUUUUUCUCUUCUUCAACCAUGUUAACCAGUGAAAAGAGUCCAAUCUAGAUCAGAAUUCACAAACCAACCAUGAGCUCAUUCCAGGAUUUUGAAUCCUCUCCAAGCAAAGACAUGAUUAACACAGGCCUCAACAACACUAUCACAAACCUAACCCCAUCCUUAAACUUCUCCUCAGCAUCAUCGUCUUCCACAACAACAUCAGCAACAACAACGACAACAACCUCUUCAUCACCACCUUCCACCCCAAGCCGCUACGAGAACCAAAAGCGUAGAGACUGGAACACUUUCGGGCAGUACCUCAGAAACCACAGGCCCCCACUUUCCCUCUCUCGCUGCAGUGGUGCCCAUGUUCUUGAGUUCCUCAGAUACCUCGACCAGUUCGGGAAAACCAAGGUUCACACACACCUUUGUCCCUUCUUUGGCCAUCCAAACCCUCCUGCACCGUGUCCCUGUCCUCUGCGCCAAGCAUGGGGGAGCCUUGAUGCCCUCAUAGGGCGUCUCAGAGCUGCGUUUGAAGAGAACGGUGGAAAACCUGAGGCCAACCCUUUUGGUGCUCGUGCUGUGAGACUCUACCUUCGUGAAGUUCGUGACUCUCAGGCCAAAGCUAGAGGCAUCAGCUACGAGAAAAAAAAGCGCAAGCGUCCACCUCAACCACCUUCAUCAAAUGCUACCUCUCAGUAGUAUAUAUAAUAUAUAUGCAUAUAUAUAAAGUUGUGAUUUGUUUGACAUGUGAGGUUAUUGAAGGUUUUAAAUUGCGGUUGAGGGCUUCCCUUGAUGUUAUUGUUGACAAAAGGAAAUUUCAGGCAAGUAUAAUUUACGUGGCUGGGGAAGUGUUCAGAGGUUUGAUAAUAUUGCAAUAAUAAGGGUUGCAGUUGUGAUGCUUGCUUGAUUUGAAACCUGCAAUGUAAGACUUGCCCUGAGGAAAAAGAAGAACUGUGCUAUGGAAACUGCAGUGUUACUGGUAGAAGGGCUAGCUCGAAGGGUGUGAAAGAAGUGAGAGGGGUUAUUGUGUGACCUAUUCACUGUCAAAUUUGUAAUAAAUAUGUUUAUGUACUUGAAGGAGGGUCAUUUAUGACGAGUAAUGAAUUUGCA
This is a messenger RNA of Vigna unguiculata (cowpea), 1202 nucleotides long. RefSeq names its product protein LIGHT-DEPENDENT SHORT HYPOCOTYLS 3-like. NCBI's taxonomy places the organism in Eukaryota, Viridiplantae, Streptophyta, Magnoliopsida, Fabales, Fabaceae. The record is from RefSeq and is a predicted model, not a curated record. Gene Ontology annotation, biological process: mRNA transcription; response to light stimulus. Gene Ontology annotation, cellular component: nucleus.